CUCCUCAAUAACACGCACAAUGGGAAAUUGGGGAGGUAGAGGCAACGGACAGAUGUGUGAUGCGCUUACUUAACCGUGGGCGAUUUCACAUAUCAACAUAAACUUUUAUUUGCCCUCUCUCCGACGCAGCUUCUUUGACCAGGCUGAGCUAUUGAUACUCGCUAGACCUGCGUUUUAUAUAUAUUUUUGCUGCCAGCACCGAUGCAGCGGUGGAUCUUUUUUUUCGGGAAUGGGGAUGAUACUCAAUAAAUAGAUCCUGUUGAAUUGAGACAAGACAACGCCGAGACGCGUCCAAAAAGUGUAAUCCCUCGAGUGCAAUCGAACACAGAUGUAUAGGUGAUAUGUUCGCCGGUUGGAUACGUCGAGGGAUUUUAAUAUUCCCAAAACAAGAUGCGAAAUUGGGCAAACCAAGGAAUUGCAUCCUCACCUACAGCACAUUUUGUAAGGUGCUGAGACGAUUUCGUUCGGCCUUUAUCAUAUCUGCUUAAGACGUCAGAGGAAUAAAGUCAUUCAGAAUCACUGAAGGUGUACAGCAUAAAAGGGCCGGUAUUCUCAUCACCUAAAAUGGCAACCAGGAGGGACCACGAAAAGGCAAAAAUGCCGUAUUUCUGCAAGUACUCACACUGGAGUUAAGCACCUGAGGGACAAAUUAGGUGGUUUUGUGAAUAUAUUGUCCAAUAUCUGGUGAUAUCUGGCCUACCCAUCCACAGCCUAUAUUCACUUGGCUGUAAUAAUGAUGUCAUAAAAUAAAUGAGGAGUCAGUUUACAAAAAUAUAUUCAUGUGAUUUUUGUCAACGACAAUGUGAACUAUAUUCCAAAAAUUGACCUUUAAUUACGCAUUCUUAACUCACCUAAGACUCACUGAAUAACAGGUGCCUGCUAUCUGUCAAAGCAGGAUCAACCAACCUGUGCGCCCUUUGCUACAAUUUGCUACUUUCCAUUGUCCUACACGAGUCGUCGCUAAAGGGAUUAUAUCAUUCACUCAGAACUGAAUUUACACCCUUCUCAAAAUGGAGUUUGCCAUGAUAGGUGCAGAUAAUGGGUGCAAAACUCGACUGCCUUACGGGUAUGCUCGCGCACGGGAAAGGGAGCACGAAAGGGAGAGACAGGUACAGCAGGCAACAGCCGCUGCGGAAGGUGCAGCAAGUGGAGAGGGGGGGGAGUCCUCUGGCCAUCUCCUUAACAACCACCAGCAGCAUCAGUCUCGCACCGCCUCCUCAUCAAAUGCCAACAACAGUAGCGGCAGUACCGCCUCGCGCCCCUCCUCUUCGCAACAGCCACAGCAGCACUACCAUGAGUCCGAGCAGCAGGUUCUCAGAGAAAGGAAAAAGCAACGCGGCGUAGGACGUUGGAGAAGGAGUCGCCAGACUCUCGGUGGGGAUUUGCGCCACUCGGAGUUGGCGCUACUUGGAUCAGAGGAGGAUAUGAUAGAGGAGGACGAGGCGGAAGGCGGGGAAGAGGAGGACAGGGGAAGCAAGAGUUCCAGUUUUCUCUGUAAUAUGGAUGAUGAAGAGACUGUCUCACUCACAGACAGACGUCCCCAAUCAGGAUACGCAAAUGUUUACAGUGAAUAUGGGUGCAGCGAAAGAGUUGUUAUUAAUGUGUCGGGACUAAAGUUUGAAACUCAACUUAAGACUCUCACACAGUUUCCUGACACUCUUUUGGGAGACCCGGACAAACGAAUCAGGUACUUCGACCCUCUAAGGAAUGAAUAUUUUUUUGACAGGAACCGACCAAGCUUCGACGCUAUUCUUUAUUAUUACCAGUCAGGGGGGCGACUGAAGAGACCCCAAAAUGUACCUUUUGACAUCUUCUCUGAGGAGGUGAAAUUCUAUGAACUCGGAGAGGAGGCAAUACUGAAGUUUCGGGAGGAUGAGGGUUUUGUCAAAGAGGAAGAGAAACUCUUACCAGAGGACGAGUUCAAACGCCAAGUUUGGCUUCUUUUUGAAUACCCAGAGAGCUCACAACCUGCGAGAGGGAUUGCAGUCGUGUCCGUUUUAGUCAUCGUUAUAUCAAUAGUCAUUUUCUGUAUGGAAACGUUGCCAGAGUUCAGGGACGAAAAAGAAUACCUUAAACCACGAGACAAUUCGACAGAACCUCAUGGACAGACUCCUUUUAACGACCCUUUUUUCAUUGUGGAGACGGUAUGCAUUAUUUGGUUUUCAUUUGAGAUUAUAGUGCGCUUCUUUGCAAGUCCAAGUAAAACGGAUUUCUUUAAAAACAUUAUGAAUACUAUAGACAUUGUAUCCAUUUUGCCUUAUUUCAUCACGCUCGGCACAGAUCUUGCUCAACAGCAAGGCAAAGGGGACCAGGCAAUGAGUUUUGCAAUAUUGAGAAUAAUCCGCCUUGUCAGAGUCUUUCGCAUCUUUAAACUCUCCAGGCACUCCAAAGGACUGCAGAUCCUCGGACAUACCCUCCGCGCCAGUAUGAGGGAACUAGCGCUUCUGAUUUUCUUCCUCGUUAUUGGUGUUAUUUUGUUCUCAAGUGCAGUGUACUUCGCCGAGGCAGACGAACCCGCGUCUCAAUUCACAAGUAUUCCCGACGCUUUUUGGUGGGCUGUCGUCACUAUGACCACGGUCGGAUAUGGAGACAUGAAACCAAUUACUGUCGGUGGCAAGAUAGUGGGCUCGCUCUGUGCCAUAGCGGGUGUGUUAACCAUAGCUCUUCCAGUGCCCGUCAUUGUAUCCAACUUCAAUUACUUCUACCACAGGGAGACUGAUAAUGAAGCAGACCCGCCACCGGUUGUUGAAGCCCCACCACCUGUCUGCCCCUAUUUCCCCAACUUUCUUAAAAAAUUCAAAGGGUCCCCCUCGGGCUCUUCGCUGGGUGAUAAAGCAGAGUACAUGGAGAUGGAAGAGGGGGUAACGGAGUCGCUGUGUGGGGUGGAUACAAGCCUGAGUAAAGGAAACGGGACAGACAUUGGCAGGAAAAACAGUACAAGUUCAAAGUCACAACAAACUGACGUGUGAUGACAAAACAACAACAUUAUUCUCGUGAAGAAAGAUAUGCUGUCAUAUCACACACACAUAGGUGGUCCGACUCACACAAGUGCGCACUUGCGCGCAUGCACACACACACUUUAUAUUUAGCUAGACCUUGGGAAGCUCAAACGUGGUGUUUUAUUCUGCUUAGAGGAAUAUAGGCCUACGGAUUUAUAACUAUUAUGACCAAUGUAAUCCGAUGAUAUCAGAUACAGGCUACCUAUCUGGGCCUCGUAAAUCUACAAAUAAAAUCGAAAAUAUUUAAGGGACAGGCUAUGCACUUUAUCAGUUUCAUUUGUCAAUAAUGGAAGGGGAGAUGUAGUUAUUGUUUUGCUGUUAUGCGAUAAAGUCCAAGUUUAUAGUAGGCCUAGUUUGCACUAUUGUAAAAGCUUGUUUGAGACGCUGACUUUCAAGAGAGAUAGACUUGGAAGUUAUGCUGAGAGACAGGAACUGUAGGACAUAUGGCAACCUAGACACCCUUUGUCUGACAUAAUGAGCAUUGAGAUGUUUUUAUUCUGAACAAUAAUGAAUUCUUAUUGCGUUUCAGUGUAGGUCUAACCCCUCUGUGUACACAAUAAAAUAAUCAUUCAAUAUCGAUCGGAAACAUUGAAAUAGCUAAAUCAUUUGUGAGAUUCUUGAGUAAAUGAGCAUGAUGCCUAUUUUGGCAGCACACUGAGGUCAACAAGGGAGACGCUUGGCAAACAACAUUCUUUGCAAUGAUCAGGACAAAAUGAAGCCUUCUAUUGACCGAACACCGAGGUGAAGCACAGGAGUUACACUAGCUACUCUGCAGACUGACAUGAGAAAUUGCUCCACACUGGCUGUCACGAGAGGUCCUGCACGGGAUAUCUUGCGCCACUACAACUCCGUCCCUUUAAAACCACCUCAAACUAACUGACAAUAUCCCUUUACACGGACGUUGACUGAAGCUUAUCUGGGGAAAAAAUGACUGUCAUCAUGGAAACUUUGGGUUUGUGAACUUAAUCUCUUAUUUGUUGGACAGUGCACAUUUCUCUAAAAUGAGAAAGGAAGGUCUGUUGGUCAUCCCAGAAAGCACCAAGAUCUCCAGCAGGCGGUUGUUUUCCAAGUGCUGUCAGUUGAUGGCUUAGGAGAGGAUGUGCUGGCUGGUACUCUUGGAAUUGUCAGAGAAAGAGCAAAUAUUAUGACUGGUCAUCUGGGGUGAGACAACGGACAUCGAUAACCACAGAUCUACUGCAAGAGUGAACCCAGCGAUCGGACAUCGGAAGUUUGAAUGGACAAAUUAGACAUUGGGACACUAUACGGAGUGCACAAGGAACGAAAAUCUUUCCUAGUAAACCUGGAGGCAGGGAAAUGAGUAAGUCAUGUCCCAAAUGAUUGCCUUAAUUAUUACAUAUAUACCUAUAUAUGAAGUGAUGAAACUAGAGACUUAUCCGAGUUCAAAUAUGUUUUUCAUUAUGUGUGAAACAGUGUCUUGUAAGGAAGAGAUGUGAAUAUUUUAAUAAGAUAGAGAAAAAUUGUUUGGUUGUAAUGUCGACAAUGUUUUAGUUGGGUCUGCUUUGUAGGUGUCAUUGAUAACCAAAUGGUGGAGCUGCUCUCUUCUUGCUUGCAGCCAGCAGAAUGAGUCAAUCUAUUUUUAUCUCGUUUCGUAUUGUCAACCAAAAUAAGGCUGGCUUGAGGCGGAGCUGCUCGCUCAGCUACCAGCUACAAUGUCUUUCAAUUCACAACAUCAUGUUAUGACAACCAUAUUCCAAUUCAGAAAGGAGUAUGGAGUCAAAAAUUAGACAAAAUGACUCAAUAUACAUGAAACAUAUCUGAUUAUUUUUCUCCUCUAUUUUUCACAUACUGUAAGCAUCUGGUCACACACUCUCAAACACAAAAGAUGUCAGGUACGCACACACGUACACACGCACUCGCUCAUGCACACACACACACACACACACACUCACACAGAAUGAUCUACCGAAGUGACACAAAGGGUUUUCCCUACGAUGCAAAUUGUAUUAUGUUAGUGAUAGAAUUGAUCAGCUGCUUUGUUGACGCAAACCUCGAUCCAUUUGAAGUUAACUGUAUGCAAAGUAACAUGGAAGUGUGUUAUAUAUAUUUUUUUAAACCUAGCCUUGACUAUAUUACUUAACCAAAGUUUAAACCCUGAUUUUAUUGUGGUGGACACUUCCUCUGGAGAUGUCGUGAAAAUAGAUACACAUUGAAUAGAACAUAUAUGUACAUAUGCUGAUGUUUAUAUUUACGUGUCCUACGAUGUGUCGCAAAUCAUGACAUUCGAGACAAUUCUAUUUAAUUUGACUGUUAACAAUGUUCAGAUCUUCAGAAGUCAUGUUCCAUUUUUAUUUACAUGAACAUUGAACAUGUUGUGGAUGCUGCUCCAACAAGAUCCAUGAUUUUCCACUUCAAUUUGAGUUUUUUUUGACAAAUGGGCUAUUUCUUCUUUAUGUGCUGUUCUCAUAUAACUGCUCGUAGAAAAUCCGCCCACUCUCUUUAGGCCUGCUUUCAAAGACACAGAUUUGUAUGCACUGCUUGCUUGUUGCAGCAUUGUCAGACAAAUCAAGUGUUUGCUUUUUUAAAACAUAAAUGCCAUCUUAUGUUUAUCCCCAUCCUUCUUUCAUUCAGUCAACAGCCAAGAACUUAGUAAUGCUCGCUCCUGGGCGUACUGUCUAUUAUUGUGAGGUCGGCCCAUGAUGACUGUGCUUCAGAGCAUCAACUACACAGAGUUCUUUAUUUUGUUUAUGUUACUGAAAGGGGUGGAACCUAAUAUUUUAUACUGUAUUAUUUGCAUAGGCAAUGUACUGCAUUUCUAUAUUCUCUUCCAUAAAAAGAAAACUAACAUAUUUCAUUGUACUGUCUGAAAAGACAUAGAUCACUUGAAUCCGGAGAUGGAAAAUGCUCUGAUAUCUCCCCCCCCACCCCCCA
Molecule: messenger RNA, 5888 nt
Organism: Oncorhynchus tshawytscha (Chinook salmon)
Lineage: Eukaryota; Metazoa; Chordata; Actinopteri; Salmoniformes; Salmonidae
Product: potassium voltage-gated channel subfamily A member 1-like
Exons: 3
Coding region: 1011-2969 (652 amino acids)
Biological process (GO): protein homooligomerization; potassium ion transmembrane transport
Cellular component (GO): voltage-gated potassium channel complex; membrane
Molecular function (GO): delayed rectifier potassium channel activity; protein binding; potassium ion binding
Source: RefSeq, a predicted model, not a curated record